Molecule: messenger RNA, 1885 nt
Organism: Lactuca sativa (garden lettuce)
Lineage: Eukaryota; Viridiplantae; Streptophyta; Magnoliopsida; Asterales; Asteraceae
Gene: VOZ1
Product: vascular plant one zinc finger protein
Biological process (GO): positive regulation of DNA-templated transcription; positive regulation of long-day photoperiodism, flowering
Cellular component (GO): nucleus
Molecular function (GO): sequence-specific DNA binding
Source: RefSeq, a predicted model, not a curated record
AAGUAUUUGAUUGUUUUAUGGGAUUGAGAUUGGGAUUGGGAGAAUUUUUCCUAAUAACUUUUGCCGCGUAGGUAUGGCUGUGGUACGCACUUUUUUGCCUCUUUGGAGGUUAACGCAAAUCUAGAACAACCAGAUUUCGGUGCCCCAAUUUCAGAGAGAAGUACAACACCAAAAUUGUGGCAAAAUCUGAAUCUCCCCUCAAUUUUGCUCAACUCUCUGCUCUCUCGCUCGUUUUAGGUAUCAAAAAGGCGAUUUAUCAAGAAGAGCGAAGGAUUAGGUCAUACUGUAUUGUUUUCGAAUGGGGAAAGGUACGAAAAGCAAGUCUGGGUCUCACCAGAUAUUCAAAGACAGAGCUAAGAACCGCGUGGAGGACCUUCAUGGAAUGUUCACAGAUCUGCAGUCGGCAAGGAAGGAGAGCCGAAGCAUUGAUGUUGCUGUUCUCGAAGAACAAGUUAAUCAGAUGCUCAAAGAAUGGAAGAAUGAACUCAACGAGCCUUCCCCUGCUUCUUCUUUACAACAGGGUGCGAGUGUAGGACCCUACUCCCCUGACAUAAGCAGACUUUUACAGCUAUGUGAUGAAGAAGAUGAUGCAACCAGUGGGUUAGCUGCCCCAUAACCUGAUCCAGAUAAUGGGUUGCAGGGUUUUACUGUUAAUCACACAAGUCAAGAACAAAGCUUCCAGUUACUUGAUCAAUGCAAAGGUUCUCCUUCAGGUGUUAACAAUACAGAUAUCACGAAUCAAUUGGAUUACUUUUCAUUUGAUUUACCCCAUGAUUUUGAACAAAACUUCUUUACUGGAAUUGAUGGCAUGGGACUAUGCACAAGGGGAGAAGACACAUCAUCACCUCAAAUCACCACCUUUCUUCCCACUUUAUCCCCUCCCCCUUCUGCUUUUUUGGGACCAAAAUGUGCCCUUUGGGAUUGUCCCAGACCUGCACAAGGCUGGUGUUCUGAUAGGCCUGUUCAAGGUUGGUUUCCUGACUAUUGCAGCAGCUUGCAUGCUGCAAUUGCUCAAAAUGAAGGCCGAUUUGGGAUGACACCUGUCAUUCGCCCUAAAGGCAUUGAGUUGAAAGACACUUCUUUUGCUGCCCUUAGUGCAAAAACACAAGGGAAAGAUGUUGGAGUUCCUGAAUGUGAAGGAGCUGCCACUGCAAAGUCCCCAUGGAAUGCCCCUGAGCUGUUUGAUCUUUCGGUUUUUGAGGGGGAAACAAUACGUGAGUGGCUGUUCUUUGAUAAGCCAAGAAGGGCAUUUGAGAGUGGAAACAGAAAACAAAGAUCACUCCCUGAUUACAACGGGCGUGGUUGGUAUGAAUCAAGAAAACAAGUGAUUAAUGAAUCUGGAUGGCUAAAAAGGUCAUAUUACAUGGACCCACAGCCCAUGAAGUUUCUUGAAUGGCAUUUAUACGAGUAUGAAAUCAGCAAAUGUGAUGUGUGUGCUUUGUAUAGAUUGGAAUUGAAGCUUGUUGAUGGGAAGAAAAGUCCAAAGGGAAAGAUUGCAAAUGAUUCACUUGCUGAUCUUCAAAAGCAAAUGGGAAGACUUACUGCUGAGUUUCCAUUGGAUAAUAGUUAUAAUAAUAAAAGGUCUGUUAAAGAGGGAAAGGGGAAUUUGAAAGACAAGAGUGGAGGUGCAACUGUGUAUCCAAUGGUGGCAAGUGAUGAUGGUGCGCCAUUUAACUAUCUUGUUGAUGAUGUUGGUGGGUAUUACUUAACAUAAAUUUUGGUCAAAGUUUUGGUCAAAGUGGUGUUUUGUGUUUAAUGGUAUAAGGUGAAAGUCAAAGAUUAGCGGAUUGUGAAAUGUGCUUGAUUUUAUGGGGGAGCACUAUUCUAACUGUUGGGGGAGAUGGUAUAUAAAAACAGAAGAUGGCUGCUGCUUACUUUUGUUUUA